GGGUUUUCUGCAAUCUUUAACAAUUACUAUACAUUUUCGAUGCAACCCAAGGAAAAUGCUCAAAGAAACACAAAAUUUUUAUUUGCUUAGGACACACAAAACUGCCAACUAAUUUCCGAGUGGAGAAAUCGACGGGAAACCAAUGCUGUGAAAGAGGAAAACUAGGGAAAAAUUUCGCCAACAGCUAGGAAAGUCCAAGAGAUCAGUUCAUUUGUGUGCAUAUGAAAAAACGACAACGUCAACUCCCUGGGACAAGCUGCUAUCUGAAAUGAGAUGCAAACCCGAAGACGCCUUCAUCAAACGGACCAGCAGGAUUACAGCAGCAGUACUUAUACCAUUCAAGAGGACCAGCAGGGAGGAGCAGUCGCAGGAUCUGGGGGUACAGGAACAGCUGGCGGAUCGGGACUAUUAGCACAGUCCCAGAUUCAACCACCGACUGCUAACGAGGCGGCCAUUCACAUUGGAGACACAAACCUGUUGGGCGAAUCUUUAACAGCCGACUACUCCGACGACAAAUACGGCAAGGCGGCCCGUCAGUGGAACCUGCGCGCCUUUUCUGGCCAAGCACUCCGCACUCUGAGUGCCGCUGCCGCCGUGGUCACCGGAAACCAACCAGGCAUCAACAAUAAUAACCAAAACAGCUAUAGUUAUCCCACUUCCAUUCCAACAACCUCGCAGCUUUACCAACCGAAGGAGGAUUACCAGGAACUGGAACCAGAACCAGAAAUCUUCGUCAUGGCUGCACGCGAUCGGACGGGCGAAUUUGCGAAUGCAAUUCGAUCGCUUCAGGCACGCAACAUCACUCGGGCAGUCAAUAUCCGAGAUCCCCGCAAGGCCAAGCAGGUGCAGAGCUACUCGGAGUUCAUGAUGGUGGCCAAGUUUAUCGGCAAGAACAUAGCUAGUACAUACGCAAAGCUAGAAAAGCUCACCAUGUUGGCCAAAAAGAAGAGUCUAUUCGACGACAGACCGCAGGAGAUUCAGGAGCUUACGUACAUCAUUAAAGGCGACCUCAACGCGUUGAAUCAACAGAUCGCUCGACUGCAGGACAUCUCUAAAGAUCAGCGGCGUCACACGAAUGGCAAACACCUGGUGUCACAUUCCUCCAACAUGGUACUGGCCCUGCAAUCCAAGCUAGCCAGCAUGAGCACGGAUUUUAAGCAGAUUCUGGAGGUGCGCACUGAAAAUCUCAAGCAGCAGAAAACGAGGCGUGAUCAGUUUAGCCAGGGACCAGGUCCAUUAGCGGCACACACCGUCUCUCCGUCGACAGCCAAGCAGGGAUCGCUGCUCCUCAGCGAAGAGAACCAAGCAGUGAGCAUAGACAUGGGAAGCAGCGAUACAACACCGCUCCUGUCAACCCAGACACAGAUGGCUAUUUAUGAUGAUUCCGAUAACUACGUCCAACAGAGAGCGGAAACUAUGCAAAAUAUAGAAUCGACCAUCGUGGAACUGGGUGGCAUAUUCCAGCAACUGGCGCAUAUGGUUAAGGAGCAGGAAGAGAUCGUGGAGCGCAUUGACACGAAUGUGGCGGAUGCGGAAUUGAAUAUUGAGGCGGCUCAUGGCGAGAUUUUGAAAUACUUUCAGUCAGUCUCCAAGAAUCGCUGGCUGAUGAUCAAGAUAUUUGGCGUUCUCAUAUUCUUCUUCCUGUUUUUCGUUGUUUUUAUGUCGUAAUCGAACACCAGUUGCUCAUUAAAAGCCCCAUGUACCUACCCAUGUAUACAGCAUUUUAAUUUAAUCACAAUAUUCUUUAUUCCAAGCUCUGGCCUCACGGAACGAUUGUAAAAUAAAGUUAUAAAUACAAACUAA
Molecule: messenger RNA, 1803 nt
Organism: Drosophila eugracilis
Lineage: Eukaryota; Metazoa; Arthropoda; Insecta; Diptera; Drosophilidae
Gene: Syx5
Product: syntaxin-5
Exons: 2
Coding region: 274-1668 (464 amino acids)
Biological process (GO): endoplasmic reticulum to Golgi vesicle-mediated transport; vesicle fusion; intracellular protein transport
Cellular component (GO): endomembrane system; Golgi membrane; SNARE complex
Molecular function (GO): SNAP receptor activity; SNARE binding
Source: RefSeq, a predicted model, not a curated record